AUGCUGAUUGUGGUGUUGGGUACAGUUGGAGCAGUAGGAGAUGGGAUGUCACUUAGCAGCAGUCUUAUGAAUAACUUGAGAUAUGGUCAGAGCCAACAGAACAAUAAUCAUGGGAUCAAUUGGAAGCACGAGGUGGCGGUGGGGAGUAGAGGAGGUGGUGUGCCGCUUGCGGUGGUUGCUAUUGCUUGGGUCAUUCUGGUUGUGGCGGUGGUUUAUUGGGCGGGGGCUGGGAAGGGGUCUUAA
Molecule: messenger RNA, 243 nt
Organism: Prunus armeniaca (apricot)
Lineage: Eukaryota; Viridiplantae; Streptophyta; Magnoliopsida; Rosales; Rosaceae
Source: the annotation of a GenBank genome assembly